AUGUGUCAAAUCAUUUGCCACAUCCUGAAGUGCAUCUUUGUGAAGUACAUCCGUAAGAACUUGCCCAAGACCAUGGCAGAUGACUUGACAAAGAAGCUCAUGGCUGGAUAUUUGACAUCAGAUGCCACCAAACCUGUCAAAGAAGAAAACUUCUCCAGGGUUAUAAAUGAUGCUAUCAUAUGCUCUAAUGGCAGAUUAACAGAAGGUUAUCAAUACAUACAAGAUCUAAGGGACAAGAGGGAUCCGAAGAUGCCAGUGGAUAUGGCUACAGCAGAGAAGAAGGUUCUUAUAUUAGGGUCUGGUAUGAUGGUACCUCCAGUAAUUGAUUAUCUAACCAGAGAUAAGAGUCUAGCUUGUACUGUAGCAUCUGACAAAAAAGAAGUUGCUGAAGGUCUUGCCAGUCGGUAUCCCAACACUGGAGCCAUUUAUCUCAAUGUUGACAUGCAUCCAGAUCUACUUAGCAAAUGCAUCAAAGAACAUGACCUGGUUAUAAGCAUGUUACCUCUACAUCUUCACACAAGGGUAGCUAAGAAGUGUAUAGAGCAUAAACGUCACUUGGCUACAACUAGCUACACAUCACCAACACUCAGAGCAUUACAACAGAGUGCCGUGGAUGCAGGUAUAACCAUUUUGACAGAAGUUGGUUUGGAUCCUGGAAUUGAUCACAUGCUAGCUAUGGAAAGCUUUGAGAACGUCAAGCAACAAGGGGGAAAGGUGAAAUUGUUUGAGUCAUGGUGUGGUGGUCUACCAGCUCCAGAGUUUUCAGCUAAUCCUCUCAAGUACAAGUUCAGUUGGAGUCCUGCGACUGCUCUGUUGGCGAUGACCAGAGAUGCCAAAUACUUGAAGGAUCAGCAAGAGAUCUACCUUCCUCCUGGAAUGCAUAUGGAUGCUGCUAAUGUCAACAGCUUUAACUUCUUACCAGGGUUCAACCUUGAAGGUUACUGCAAUCGUGAUGCAAUGCAAUAUGUCUUCCUCUAUGGAAUCCCUACAGCAGAUAAUAUCAUCAGGGGCACCCUUAGAUACAAGGGCUUUUGUAAAAUUGUUACUGGCUUGAGAAUGCUUGGUAUAGCAGAUGAGAACCCACAUCCUGCUCUAGAUGAAGAUGCCCCUGAAAUCACAUGGAGAGAGCUGUUAUGUGUAACCAUGGGAGCUAGUAUGAGCAAAGAGUUCACAGAGGAGGAAGCUAACAAUAUGGCAUAUGAAGCAGUAGGAAAGGAUGAACAGAGACUGCAAGCAAUCAGAGAUUUGGGACUUCUAUCAGAUACUGUUGUAACAAAACAAGGUUCUCCUCUGAUGACCCUAUCCCAUCAUUUGGCUCAGAAGCUUUCAUACGGUGAAGGAGAACGUGAUCUUGUGAUCAUGCGUAAUGUUAUUGGUGUGGAUUGGUCAGAUGGUAGUCAGACCCAUGAGGAGGUAGGAUUAACCGUCUACGGAGAUCCCUAUGGUCUGUCAGCUAUGGCUAUAACUGUAGGAUACCCAGUAGCCAUUGCAACUAAGAUGGUCCUAGAAGGUGAGAUUCAACAGAAGGGUGUAGUUCUACCAUUAUCAAAGGAUAUUUACAAACCAAUCUUAAACCGUCUCCAGGCUGAAGGCAUCCGUGCAUCUUCUCGUUCUAUCAAAAUUUAAAUUCUUUCCCAAAGCCUCAAUCACAGCUAUAAAUACAUAUAUGUAUUUUGUACGUAUUUUAUCUGUGAGAAGUAAAAAUCUUGGACUUAUUGUUAAUACUUGUACUUAAAGGAUGGUCCGGGCUGAAAAUAUUUAUAUCUAAAUACAUAGAGUAGAAUUCACUGAGCAAAAUGCCGAAAAUUUCAUCGAAAUCGGAUAACAAAUGAUAAAGUUAUUGCAGUUUAAAGUUUUGCAAUAUUUUGUGAAAACAGUCGUCAUGAAUAUUCAUUAGGUGGGCUGAUGAUGUCAUAUCUCCACUUUCCGUUUUCUUAUGUUAUUAACAUAAAAUCAUAUUUUUUUCAUUAUUUCAUACAGGGUUGGCACGUUUUAAACGACAUGUUUUAAAACAUGUUUUAAAACGCGUUUUAAAACACCCGUUUUUUAAACCAAAAAAACGUGUUUUAAAACACCUCAUAGACUUGUGUGUUGUAAAUUUGGAUGGGUGUGAUUUUAGAUGAUUAUUUUUUUAAAUACUUUUAUUUCUUAAGUGGUGUAUUAUUUUCUUCCAACUUACUAAAAAACUUUCUCAACACCACUCUUUUUCUCCCCCUCAUUAUUCUCCCUUUCUCUAUCGCUUUGUCAUGUUCCUUUCCUCCCUGUUCAAUUGUGCACAUCAAUCCAUAUUAAGAAUUUUCACAUUUUAACAAACAUAUCUGAGUGUUGUGCUAAUUUGUUUGGACAGGGAAAGAAACACUAUUUAAAAUAAGCUCAAAUACAUGUGAUUGUAGUACUUGAA
Messenger RNA from Lytechinus pictus (painted urchin), 2401 nucleotides. Its product is annotated as alpha-aminoadipic semialdehyde synthase, mitochondrial-like. Gene Ontology annotation, cellular component: cytoplasm. Gene Ontology annotation, molecular function: saccharopine dehydrogenase activity. Bases 1 to 1626 code for a protein of 541 amino acids. Lineage: Eukaryota; Metazoa; Echinodermata; Echinoidea; Temnopleuroida; Toxopneustidae. The transcript has 14 exons. The record is from RefSeq and is a predicted model, not a curated record.